Messenger RNA from Anastrepha ludens (Mexican fruit fly), 3437 nucleotides. Its product is annotated as probable protein phosphatase CG10417. The transcript is spliced from 8 exons. Lineage: Eukaryota; Metazoa; Arthropoda; Insecta; Diptera; Tephritidae. Bases 684 to 3068 code for a protein of 794 amino acids. Gene Ontology annotation, biological process: protein dephosphorylation. Gene Ontology annotation, molecular function: cation binding; protein serine/threonine phosphatase activity. The record is from RefSeq and is a predicted model, not a curated record.
UUUUGCCAAUUUCAUAUUCGCCGCCGCCGCUGCCUGCCACUAGUACGUCUGCGUCUGCAGGUCAACGCCUGGAAAAACUUUUAAAUAUUGUAGAAAAGUACCGAAAAUAAUUAAAAAAGUAAAGAAUUACGUGCCGUGAAGUGCAGAUAGUGUUGGUGACAACAAAUAACCAGUAAGUUUGACGCUAAAUCUUGGAGUGUUUGUGCAAUUGGUUGGUGCGAAAAAAUAAGAAAAAAACGCCAAAGCAAUAAAAAAGAAGAAGAGUGGCUGCAAUAAGCAUCACAAGGGGACAGCAUUGCAAGCGUUGUUGCCAAAAGAAGGCGUUGGAUACACACAACGAGGAAAGCAGUCCAAAGCCAAAGGUGAGGAAAGCAAAAAGCCAAGAGCUGGGGCGAAGUAAAGGCGAGAAAUAAAAUCAAUUAUUUUGGGAAGGGGUAAAACUGUUAUAACAAUUUGUUUUCCUUCACAUUAUAUCCACGUGCUAUAUAAGUUAUACCUAGCUGCGUAUUUUGUUCCCGCUUUUAUUUCGCAACAUACCGGUGUUGAUAGCUUGUGCACCGACAACUUACAUCCGCACCGGCGUUUCAACAUUGAUUUUUCGAAGCGUUUUUUAGAAAAUUUGUAUUAUUUCGUGUUAGGAAAAUUUUGCCGCUAAACUGUUUUGACGAGUUGAGUAUUGCAAUAUGGGUGCGUACCUAUCCGAACCGAAAACGGACAAGGUGUCUACGGACGAGUCCAAUGAUAUAUUGACUAUAGGAGCCAGCUCUAUGCAAGGUUGGCGCAAUAAUCAGGAGGAUGCUCACAAUUCCAUUUUAAACUUUGAUGUAAAUACCUCAUUUUUUGCCGUUUACGAUGGUCAUGGAGGGGCCGAAGUGGCCACCUAUUGCGCAGAUAAACUACCACAAUUUCUCAAAGAGUUAUCUUCUUAUAAAGAUAGUAAAUUUGAAGAAGCAUUGAAAGAGGCAUUUCUGGGUUUUGAUAAAACACUGUUAGAACCGCAAGUGGUUGAAAUAUUAAAAGUACUUGCCGGAGAAAAAGGAUUUGAUGGCGAUGAUAGUGAUGCCCAUGACGAUGAUGAAGAUUUUGAAGACUUGGCUGAAUUGCAUGAAGAAAGUCAUUUACCGUUAGAUGAAGUAUUGGAAAAGUAUAAAGGCGGGCCAUCUAUGCCAUCUUUAAAGAGAUUAAAAGAUGGUGCAUCUGGCGCAAAGCCACAAUCACCAUAUUUACGUGGGAGGCGAGCAGCAGCAGUAAUAGCCGAUGCCACAAAUAAAGCUGUAUUGGAUCCAGAUUCUAAGCCACAAGGCUCAUCUACAUCAGCUGCGGCUGCAGCAUUAUCCACUGCAACCGGACCGAGUUCUUCACACAAACUUAGUGCAUGCGCUUCUGGAGCUUCAUCAUCGAAGACAAUUUCUAUCACUCCAGAAUCAGGCCCAAGUCCUUCGAUUAGUGGCAAUAUAUCUAAAAUGGACACCGAAGAACCGGAAGAAGACUCUACAGUUAGUAGCAGCAGUUCUAGUGGAAGUAAACCCCAUAAUAAUAAUAAUACAACAGAUAUAGAAAUAAGCAAAUCUGAAGACAAUGUGGAGAAAACUUCAGCAAACGGACCUAUGGCUUCGGCAGCAACCAAUAUUGAUGUUUGCCCAGAUUCGUCUCACACCAAAGAGGUUGAGCAGAAUGGUAGUGUAUCAUCCUCAGAGAAAAAAGCAAUCAAAAAACAAAAUUCUCCCUUUGCUGAUAUGGACACAACCGUUUCUGGUUCAAAUGAUGCUGCAAGACGAAUACAAAAUGGUACCAUUGGAAGUACAUCAUCAUCUGCGGGAAACAAACAAAUUGCUGGCAGCGCUACAAUUACAUCCACCAGCAAGGAUCCGAAAAAGUCUAAGAAAACGGAUGUUAGUGGCGAAGACGAAUCCACCGAUGAUGAUGCUGACUAUGAAGAAAGUGCAGAAGAAGGUGAAACUAGACAUGGCUGGGUUUACUCUUCAGAAGACGAAGAAAUUGAAGAAGCUGAAAAUUCGAGUGCAUUUUCGUCGGAUGAAGAAAAUGAGGAAGAAGAGGCAGAGGAGGAUGAGGAAAGCGCACUUGCCAACGAUCAAUUCUGUGCAGAUAUGAUAGAGGAACCUGGCAAAGAUAGUGGCUGUACUGCUGUAGUUGCACUAUUAAACGGUAGGGACCUAUAUGUAGCGAAUGCGGGUGAUUCCCGUUGUGUAGUGUGUCGCAAUGGAAAGGCAAUAGACAUGAGCUUGGAUCACAAACCAGAAGAUGAAGAAGAGUCGGCACGUAUCAUAAAAGCUGGUGGUCGUGUUACUUUAGACGGACGUGUUAACGGUGGCUUGAAUCUUUCACGAGCUAUUGGCGAUCAUGCCUACAAAAUGAAUCUGGAACUGUCCGCGGAAGAUCAAAUGAUAUCUGCUUUGCCAGAUGUGCGAAAACUUAUUAUCACACCAGAGGACGAAUUUAUGGUAUUGGCUUGUGAUGGCAUUUGGAAUUAUUUAUCCAGCGAGGAAGUAGUCGAUUUUAUUCGUCAACGUUUGAAGGACGAUUCCAAAAAGAUUUCACAAAUAUGUGAGGAGCUCUUCGAUACAUGUUUAGCUCCUAAUACCAUUGGCGAUGGCACGGGCUGUGACAAUAUGACAGCAGUCAUUGUUCGUUUUGAAUCUAAAAUACUAGACAUGCCAACUAAAAUUAAUCCUGACGAAAUAGUGCUUAUUAAGGAUAUUGUCGCUAAAACCUCUCCCAUCGAUGCCAGUGCACAGCAGAAAGAACAGCAAUGUCUUAAACGCGCGGCUUCUCCAACAUCCGAUGAAAACUCCAGCGAAGCCGAUAAUGCAAACAAAACCAAACGCUUGAAGACUGACGAGGAAACUUCCUCAACAACAAAUGCUAUAAACAAGGUCACAGUUGAGACAUCCACAUCCAGUAAUAAUGAUACCGCAGCUAGCAGCAGCACUUCAGAAGCUGCGGCAGCGGUUGCGAGCAUUACGGAGCAAAAGGAUUGCGAUAGCAACACUACUGCAAGCACCAAUGAAGAAGUGGAUUCCGACAAUAUCGCAGAGUCGUCGACGUAAAUCUGUAGUAUUGCGUUUAUUUACAAAUGAAAUUUGUCAACAACAACAACAAGCAGCAAAAAAUUGGACUGUGUAGAUCCAAUUUUCAAUUGGCUCCAAUUAUUAAUAUAAAGAAAGAAAUUGUAUGUUCUAUUUUUAAGAAAAUCACAAAGCCUCGUCUACAAGAAAGUUCAUAUAUUUCACAAUGGCUAAUAGUAAGAUUUUAAAACGAUUUAAGGAAGAUUCAAUAUCCCGUUUACAGUGAAUGCGCGUAAUACCUUUUGUACGAAAAAAUUUACCAAUCUCAUAGGAACAAGAAAGAGCUGCAACAUUUUCUUUCAGCGAAGGAUUAUUAUAAUUUAUCAUAAAAAUAGAAUAUUAAUAAACUAA